Molecule: messenger RNA, 3016 nt
Organism: Branchiostoma floridae (Florida lancelet)
Lineage: Eukaryota; Metazoa; Chordata; Leptocardii; Amphioxiformes; Branchiostomatidae
Product: serine/threonine-protein phosphatase 2A 55 kDa regulatory subunit B beta isoform-like
Biological process (GO): peptidyl-serine dephosphorylation
Cellular component (GO): protein phosphatase type 2A complex; cytosol
Molecular function (GO): protein phosphatase regulator activity; protein binding
Source: RefSeq, a predicted model, not a curated record
CAUGCUGUGCUGUUGACGUCAUCACCGAGCAGUGUUCAAGAAGUGCGCCAUUUUGAAAUCUCUGUGGCCCGGGGGUUUCUUGUUGGGAGGGAUCCCGCCACAAUCGGCUCACAUCCUCUGCCCAGUGUCGCCCUAGGAGCAAACACUGCACCUACAGAAUAUCUCAAGGAGUCAAAGAUUCUUGGUAGAGGACAAUUAUGGCUGGUGGUGGUGACAUACAGUGGUGCUUCUCCCAGGUGAAAGGGACUGUGGAAGAGGACGUUACUGAAGGUGAGGCCCCUCCCCAUCACUACCUGUCAGUGGACCCAGAUGGGGACUCUUGGGAAUACGAAAACGGUACUCGCGAGACUGAGCACAUGUUGCCAGGAAGUGAAGAUGUAGGCUCAGAUUGUGAAGACGGCGACAUUUGCAAUGCCGACAUCAUCUCCACUGUAGAGUUCAACCAGGAUGGCGAGCUGCUGGCCACGGGAGACAAGGGAGGCCGUGUGGUCAUAUUCAAGAGGGAGCCGCCAGAGACGAAGCAGUCCCUGCCCAGACGAGGAGAGUACAACGUGUACAGCACUUUCCAGAGCCAUGAACCAGAGUUCGACUACCUGAAGAGCUUAGAAAUAGAAGAGAAAAUCAACAAAAUAAGAUGGUUACCUCGACAGAAUGCUGCGUAUAGCCUUCUAUCUACUAAUGAUAAAACUGUCAAAUUGUGGAAAAUCACUGAGCGAGACAAGCGCCCAGACGGCUUCAAUCUGAAGGACGAUGAGGGUCGGAUAAAGAAUCCAAAUGACAUCACGGCAUUGCGGGUACCGUUCUUCAAGCCCACGGAGUUGAUAGUAGAAGCCAGCCCCCGCCGGGUGUACGCCAAUGCGCACACAUACCACAUAAACUCCAUAUCUCUAAAUAGUGACCAUGAAACCUUCCUGUCUGGAGACGACCUCAGAAUCAACCUCUGGCAUCUAGAAAUCACAGACCGAAGUUUUACAAAGGCACCAUUAGGUUAUGUGACAUGAGGCAAAGGGCACUGUGCGAUCAACAUUCAAAAAUGUUUGAAGAGCCAGAAGACCCAAGCAACCGUUCCUUCUUCUCAGAGAUUAUAUCAUCCAUUUCCGAUGUGAAAUUCUCCCAUAGUGGCAGAUACCUCAUCUCUAGGGACUAUUUGUCAGUUAAGGUCUGGGAUCUACAAAUGGACUCCAGACCGAUUGAGACGUACCAAGUACAUGAGUAUCUCCGUAGCAAGCUCUGCUCACUGUACGAAAAUGACUGUAUCUUCGACAAGUUUGAGUGUGCUUGGAACGGAACUGAUUCGCAAAUCAUGACAGGCUCCUACAACAACUUCUUCAGAAUGUUCGACCGCAACACAAAACGUGACCUGACGCUGGAGGCGUCGCGGGAAAACACGAAACCAAAGUGCAUCCUGAAGCCGCGCAGGGUGUGCACGGGCGGGAAGCGUAAGAAGGACGAGAUCAGCGUGGACAGUCUAGACUUCAACAAGAAGAUCCUUCACACCGCCUGGCAUCCAACAGAAAACAUCAUUGCCGUAGCCGCCACUAACAACUUGUACAUCUUCCAGGACAAGGACAAAGUGUGACAAUCCAGGAAACCCCGCCUCCCCCACUUCUACCCCAGAUUCCCUGUUCCGUUGUUACCCUGACGUCCUGGUCAGUUACCCACAGUUCCCUGACCACAAAUCUCUCAUAGAACACCAGUGUGAAACAUCUGUUUGCUGCAGAGGAUUUGAAAAUAGCUGCUUUACUUUGUUUGUAUUUUUCCUUUUGUUGGUAAUUAAAGCUGUAAAAUUUGAUCUUUUGUUCUUUCUUUUUGUUAGGUAAAUUGAUGUGAGUGCUGUCAAAUUGUUUACUUCUCACAAGGAAGAAGUGCUGAGGCGGGGGAAAUGGGGAGCUUUGUGGUCAGUGGAGAAUUAUUCAGUCUUUGUUGAAAGGCAAAAUUUUGAUGUAAACCCUGCGGACUGUUCAGGAGUCUUAGUCCACCUCCCCCUAAUUUCUGAGGAAGACAACCUUAGAUUUCUUAGUGUUAGCUUAGGGUAAAGAUGUGUCUUUUGCAAGCCAGAAAAAAAAAAGAUAAAUAUAUUCCCAAUGUUGGAAAAGUUUGUUUCUGGAGACAAAUGUAUGAUGGGGAACAUUGAGGGACUGUGUCAAGACUUUACUAUUAUUCCUGACAGAGAGGAUUCCCAUAGAUCCCUUUUACUGUUUGUACAUGAUCCCUAGGAUGACAACCACACCUCAGGAACUAAACAAAGUCUUGACAAAUAGGCACACUGCCUUUUUGGAGCCUUACAUGUUUUACAUACAAGCCUGUUAGGAGAAAAUUGGUCAGGUUUUGUGACAAUCCCUCAGUAUUUUCAUUCCCAGGUGGAUAUUAUGAUACAGGAUGCUGUGUGUCCCUGCACUGGAUGGACCUGCAUGUUACCAUGUUGGAAGUAUUAACAUGGAGUAGACAAUAAAACACUGGCUGUCCAGUUUAUGAACUAGAGAUGCUACCAAUGGAAUAGAAACAAGAAAAUUUGGGAUAAAAGAAUAUUGUCAUGUUUAAAAAGUUCUUGUUAAACAAGAAAGGAAAACAGAUAUUAUCUGUUUUGUGCCCUGACUAAGUUUGAAGUAGUUCCUAUUAGAACCUGUAAGAAAGAUUCUUCCAGUUAUGAAGGGCCCUAAUUUUGAUGUGUUGUUUUGGAAGAAAGUGUCUCAAUGACAAUAAUGAGUGGAUGCAUGGUGCGUGAUGCAGAAAAAGGAUAAGAGGACUUGGAAGUUGAGGCCACAUGAUUUAUGGAUGAAGUCAGUACAUUUUCCUCAUUCAUGGGCUGUAUGUUAAGUAUAUUGUGGCAUACCAGUCCACUCUCUCAUGUAAUGAAAUGAAGCAGGCCAUUUGGUGCAACCCUGCACAAUUGUUCUUGUACCAUUAUCCACAUGCAUGGCAAGACAUAUCUGACUUGGUUUCUGACUCAGUAGAUCUUGCAAUUAAAAUUGUACAUAUAGAGAUCGCAGCAGCAGCAACAACAACUACAAAAAAA